Molecule: messenger RNA, 2081 nt
Organism: Rotaria sordida
Lineage: Eukaryota; Metazoa; Rotifera; Eurotatoria; Philodinida; Philodinidae
Source: the annotation of a GenBank genome assembly
AUGAAAUCGGUAGAACAGCAAAAUAAAGAAAAACACAACGAAAAAGAACAACGAAACGAUGAUAGUAAUCACACGACGACAACUAUGCUUCAUACCGAUAUCGAAACAACAUUCAAAUGUGGCUACUGUAAUAUGUCCAAUGUUGAAUUCAAAGAACGACUCUUUAAGGUUACUAGUCAAGAUCAACGUCGUCAAACAUUUGUCAAGGAAUGGUUAGAAAUCGAUAUGACAUUAUUAGAAUUUAUACGAAAAUAUACUUGUAAUAUUGCUCAUGUCUAUUGUUUAAAAAUGGAAUUAGAUUCCUAUAAAAGUUAUAUUAAUAGGACACAAUCAGAAUAUCUUUGGUUAUCACAUUGGCCCAAAAUGAGAAUGAAAGAAGAUAAUAUUGAUGAAAAUUUUUCUGAAACUGAAAAGUACAUCAGAUAUCAGUUAAGAAUUACUAAACAAAGAUUGAGUAAAGCCAUGACUAAACUCAUCAACUGUAUUCGAAAUGAAGACGCUAUCUCAGGAUCAUCUGUUAUGGACAUGACUCUACUAAAAGCUUAUAUUAUUACAUUCGUACGACAAGAUUAUCGAGACAUACAUGAUGAUUUACAACAAAAAAUGGGAUUAUUAUUAUUAAAGGCAGAUGAUGUUCGUCUGGUGAAAGAAUUCUUUGAUUUGAAACCAAGUUCAAUACAAAUAAGUUUAGCUAGAAGUAUAUGGGAGGCAACUAUUCGAGAAGAAGAAAGAAAGAAAGGUAAGAAUCUUGCACGGAACACUGGUCGAAGAAAACGGUCAAAAAAUAAACGUAAACGUCAACAUAGAAAUCAAAACGAGCAACAUAUCAAUCAAUCAUUGAGUCAAUUAUCAAUAUCACAAGAAAUGCAAGCAAAGAGACAAAAAUUAAACACUACCACCACUACCACUACCAUAUCAAUGGCAAUUAUUGACAAGAAUGAUCAAUCAGUGAAUAGAAUUUCCAAAGAAGUGUCGCAUGAUAAAAAUAAUUAUCAAGAAGAAGAAGACGGAGGAGAUAUAGAUAAUGUAGACAAAGAAGAAUAUACGAUGUUUUUUCCAAUGAUUAAUUGUUUACAAAAAUUUAAACCAAAAUAUUUACAAGUAUCUAAUCGAAUAUUUAAACAGAUGUUAUCGAAUGCCAUUGAAGAUGGUAAUAAAAUUGUUCAAUGUUUAAAUACGGAUGAAAAACUUCAAGCAAUUCGUCAAAUAACAGAAAUCAUGAACGAUUUACAUUAUUUUCAAUUACAAGAAAAUUUAUGGCAAGGUUACUAUAAUCUUGGUAUUCAAGAAAAUAUAUGGUCAACAUCCGAAUUAACUGCAACUACGACUAUCGAUUCAAAUCAAGUAAAGAAAUAUUCAACCUAUUAUUUUCCAAAACAUCUCAUUGAAAAACGACAAAAAACAAUUGUACAUCAAAUACAACGUACGAGGAAUCAAUUAGAAGAAUGUGCAAUCUAUUUACAACAACAUACUCUUGAAUGGCAACCUAAUAUUGAGCUCGAUCUCUUAUUACGGACAGUUACUAAUUGUAUCACGAAAGCUCAACAACGUUUAAGAAAAGAGUUUCAGUAUAGAAUAGAUAUAGCACAACUUGAUCUGAAUGAUCGUCGUUCAAUCAAAUAUUUUUAUAAUUUACAACCAAAUCAAGAACAGAUUCGUUUAGCAAAACGAUAUUGGCAAAUUGUAGCAAAUGAACUAAGAACAAAAGAACAAAUAGAAAUACUUCGACAAAGAAUUUUUUUACGACGUUUACCAAAUCAUAUUGAUAAAAUGAUUGAUUGUUCUAUGGAUCAUAUUCAACCGAUGCUGUCAAAUUCUGUUCUUGACAAAGAUCGACGUGCUGGAUUAAUAUCAAAUUAUUCAAAAACAAUUACACAAUAUAAAUUUGAUUUAAUAUCUUUAAAUUUAAAUACGAUGGAAAAUAUUCGACGUGGUCAUCAACAAUUAUUGAUCGAUUUUGAAGAAAAAAUUUUACAAACAUGUCCUAAUUCAUUGAGACAAGCCAUUAAACAACGUCGAGAAACCAUGAAUUAUCGGCAUGAAAAAUUCCUUGAACAUAAAUUGAGUAAUUUUUUCGACGA